AUGGAAGCGACGCUGGCCUCUAACGGGGCCGCCCUCAUGGAGCCCCAGGACUCCAGCCCGGUGGCGGGCGGCAGCCUGGAGCAGCGGCUCUGCAGGCUGGAGGACGCUGCCCUCGUGCUGCUGCAGGGCGUGCCCUACCUGCUGGCUGAGCCGUCCAAAGACCUGGCUGACGCGCGGCUGUGGCGCAGCCCCACCACCGAGCACACCGCCGAGAUCGGGCGGCGCCUGCUGCUGUACCGCGGCCUGCAGCAGCCCGUGCUGGAGGGCGCGGCGGGCGUGCUGCAGGGGGCGUGGCGGCGGUUUGUGCAGCGGAGGCGGGGGGGCGGCGGCGGCGGGGGCGGCGCCCCUGAACAGGGCGGCCGUGGCAGCGACGCAUGA
Molecule: messenger RNA, 378 nt
Organism: Monoraphidium neglectum
Lineage: Eukaryota; Viridiplantae; Chlorophyta; Chlorophyceae; Sphaeropleales; Selenastraceae
Exons: 2
Coding region: 1-378 (125 amino acids)
Source: RefSeq, a predicted model, not a curated record